GGAUACUUUUAAACAGUCACUUCGAUACACAAAAAGUAGUGUAACUUACUCUUUCGAUUAAAAAAAAAAUGCAUAAAAAGUGAUAAAAGUUGGUGAAAGUGAGACUGAAUAUAAAUAAGUGAAUCUAAGGAUUUUGGAACCUGCAAUUUGAAUUUUAAUACAAAAAAAACUUUUUUAGGAACGACUUUCAAUGACUCGAGGAGGUUUAGAACACAUCGUUAUUUUUUAUUAUAUUGUACCCGUUCUGCUCUCGAGUUGUGCUAAAGUUAUAUCGAACAACGGAUCAAAAGAUUAUCAAAAUGAGUGGGUUGUUAGAAUUGAAGGAGGAGAGGACGUCUCAACACUUCUCGCUUUACGCUCAGGUUACAUCCACUCUGGCACGGUCCUAGGAUUCGAAAAUACAUACUUAUGGCACAAAAACGAGAAUCCGGAUCAAAGAAAAAGGGGAAUCACCCACUCUAAUAAGCCUCUAAAUUAUUCAGCAAAUAUAUUGUGGGCAGAAGAACAAAAAGUUAUUAUUCGCUAUAAGAGGGAUUACGUUGUUCUGGACGACCCAGAAUCAGAAAAGCCCUUGAUAAGAGAAAAACGCCUGCCCUUCGAUUCCAGUCAGUCAGAAUGCCAUGGUUUAUGCCCGAGAGAAAUUGAUAAUAAGAAACAAAAUAUGAAUAGUCUGACAUCAGAUGAAAAAACAGAUCUGAAAUUUUUCAACGACGAACUUUGGGAUCAAGAAUGGUAUUUGCAAGACACAAGGUCAAGUAGUAAUCUUCCUAAACUCGACCUGAAUGUUUUACCUUUGUACCAACGGGGGAUAACUGGUCGAGGUAUAAGGGUAGCAGUUUUGGAUGAUGGACUCGAACACACUCAUGAUGACCUUCGAAACAAUUACGAUCCCGAAAUCAGUUAUGAUGUCAACGAGCGAGAUAACGACCCUCUACCUCGUUAUGAGAUAACAGGGAUGAACAGACAUGGAACCAGAUGUGCUGGAGAAAUUGCGAUGGAAGCUGAUAAUAAAAAGUGUGGUGUUGGUGUGGCUUUUGCGGCAUCAAUUGGUGGAAUUAAAAUGCUCGACGGGGUUGUUAACGACCGGAUCGAGGGUGAAGCUCUCGGUUAUAAAACAGACAUGGUGGAUAUUUAUACAGCAUCAUGGGGACCAGCAGACGAUGGAAAAAGUUUAGAGGCUCCAGGCAGAUUGGCCUCGGAGGCACUCGAAAGAGGAGUCACCCAGGGUCGUAAUGGAAAAGGCAGUAUAUAUGUGUGGGCUUCCGGAAAUGGAGGAUCAAAAUAUGACGAUUGUGGAUGUGACGGGUAUGUUGCUAGUAUUUACACAGUGGCUGUAGGAUCCGCGAGCCAAACUGGAAGAUUUCCUUGGUAUGGCGAAAGGUGCUCGGCCACCCUCGCAACCACCUAUAGUAGUGGAGCUUAUCAGGAUCAAAUGAUAGUAACGACAGAUUUAAAAAAUAAGUGCACCAUCAAACAUACUGGAACAUCUGCUUCUGCUCCACUGGCUGCUGGAAUUAUAGCUCUGGCUCUAGAAGUAAAUAAAGAACUGACCUGGAGAGACAUUCAGCAUCUUAUAGCCUGGACAUCGGAAUAUAGUCCGCUGAGAGAGAAUCCAGGGUGGUUUAAAAACUCAGCUGGAUUUUGGUUCAACCCACGCUUUGGUUUUGGAUUAAUGAACGCUAACUCCCUAGUGUUUGCAAGUUAUAAUUGGACGACUGUGCCGAACAAGAAUAUAUGUGAAAUUCGAGCAACUCUCGAAAGUAAUUCAACUCUUGCAUACGGAAUUCAGAGGAUUUUGAAAUUUUAUGUGACUGCAAAUGUUGACUCGAAGGCUGACAUAAUUUCCUUGGAACACGUACAAAUUGAAACGAACAUCAAGUACAGCAAUCGUGGUUCUCUACAGAUGCAUUUAACGGCACCUUCAGGUACGAAGGUGCAAAUCCUAAGUCGCAGAAAUUUGGACAGAUCGCCUGAUGGUUUCACAAAAUGGAAAUUCAUGUCGGUGGCAACAUGGGGUGAGGAUCCUCAUGGAAUUUGGUCUCUCGACAUAUUGGACGAGACUGGUCCGGCAAGAAAUAAUGGGUCUCUAGGAGAUUUUAAGCUGAUUCUACAUGGAACGAGUGAGACUCCUCAAUAUCGAAAAAAAGGUUUUCGAUUAUAUAAUGAUGAAUAUAAUCGCUCUCGGAAAAUGGACGACCUAAAUUACCCCAAGGGAAUGUCCAUCAACGAAUUAGAUAUUGAUUCACAAAUGUUAUUUUUCCCAGAAGAAAGAAAACGCAGCAAAAGUGGGCAUACAGACUGGCUUAUGCGAAUUUUGCUCUCACACUAUCUACAUUAACCAUUUUGUUAAAAUUGUAUUUAUAUUGAAAUAAAGCAUAAAUUUUAUCAAAA
Messenger RNA from Belonocnema kinseyi, 2391 nucleotides. RefSeq names its product neuroendocrine convertase 1-like. Gene Ontology annotation, biological process: protein processing. The transcript has 15 exons. Gene Ontology annotation, molecular function: serine-type endopeptidase activity. The record is from RefSeq and is a predicted model, not a curated record. The coding region runs from base 191 to 2338 and encodes 715 amino acids. Gene Ontology annotation, cellular component: trans-Golgi network; Golgi membrane. NCBI's taxonomy places the organism in Eukaryota, Metazoa, Arthropoda, Insecta, Hymenoptera, Cynipidae.